ACUUUUUCCAACAAAAAAAAAAAAAAAAAAAACAGAGGAGACGACAGAAAGUGGAACAUGAACAAGGGUUUCGCCAGCCCUAUGGAGGACACUAUGUCCAAUUUAACUUCAGCUUCUGGUGAACCCAGUGCCUGCUCCGGCAACCAUUCCGAUCACCUUCCGGCCAACUAUUCCGGCCAGUAUUUUUCAGCCCCACCACCAAAAAAGAAGAGAAACCUCCCCGGAAAUCCAGACCCAGAUGCCGAAGUGGUAGCUUUAUCGCCGAAGACGCUGAUGGCGACGAAUCGAUUCGUAUGCGAGAUCUGCAGCAAGGGGUUUCAGAGAGAUCAGAAUCUUCAGCUCCACAAAAGAGGGCACAAUCUGCCAUGGAAAUUAAAGCAAAGAGCUAACAAAGAGGUUAUAAGGAAGAAAGUGUAUGUGUGUCCAGAAACAAACUGUGUUCAUCAUGAUCCAUUGAGGGCUCUUGGGGACUUGACAGGAAUCAAGAAGCACUUUUGUAGAAAGCAUGGCGAGAAGAAAUGGAAAUGUGAUAAGUGUUCUAAGAGGUACGCUGUUCAAUCGGAUUGGAAAGCUCAUUCCAAGACUUGUGGCACUAGAGAGUACAGAUGUGAUUGUGGAACCCUUUUCUGGAGGAGGGAUAGUUUCAUCACCCACAGAGCUUUUUGUGAUGCAUUAGCAGAGGAAAGUGCAAGAGCCAUUACUACAUCAAACCCAAAUAACAAUCAAAACCUUCCCAUUUCUUCAUCAAUCUCUCACUUAAACUUCCAAAAUCCCUUAGAUAUCAACUCAUUCUCUCUCAAAAAAGAGCACCAACAAAUCCCAACCACCAACAAUUUCAAUAUUCCCCCAUGGAUAGGCUGUCCAAGCUCAAGAUCAUCACCAUUACAAGAUCAUCAAAGCCUCAUCAUGAUCAACAAUGAUCAAAUUAUGAACCCUAAUAAUCCUCUUCAUCUAAUUCAAAGCUCUUCCCCUUCUCCACAUAUGUCAGCCACAGCACUUCUUCAAAAAGCAGCUCAAAUGGGAGCUACAAUGAGCAAUAGUAACAACAAUGGUAACAUCUCCUCCUCCUCCUCCUCCUCACGUGACAAUCAUCAUCAGAUCUUGAUGGCUGGCAGUGAAGGUGUAGGGGUUUCUCAUGCUCUGCCACUCCACACGAACAAAUCCAAUAAUUACAAUGAUUUUGAAGGGGCUUGUUUUGAAUUAGAGAGAUUUGGAGGGGGUUUUGAGAAAGAUGAGAUUUUUAGAGGCAGAAGUGAUGAAGGGCUGAGUACAAGAGAUUUCUUGGGGCUUAGAGCUAUUUCUCACACUGAGUUUUUGAAUAAUAUUGCGGCUGUUGGUUAUAGUAACUGCAUCAAUGGCGGCGCUCCUCAAACUCCUCGAACUCAAUUUCAUAACCAACCUGGCUGGCAAGGUUAGCUCAUUUGUGUUUAGAUUAUAUAUGAAAUAUAUUUUUGUUUUUGUUUUUUUUUUUUUCUACAAGGGUGAAGGACCACCGCUUGUUGAAUUAGGAAUUUUUGGAUCAUAAUAUCCUAUAUGCUUUUGUAUUUAUGUUUAUACAUAUAUAUUUCAAUGUAUAAUUCUUAGUGGA
Cucurbita moschata (crookneck pumpkin) is the source of this 1588-nucleotide messenger RNA. RefSeq names its product protein indeterminate-domain 7-like. NCBI's taxonomy places the organism in Eukaryota, Viridiplantae, Streptophyta, Magnoliopsida, Cucurbitales, Cucurbitaceae. The record is from RefSeq and is a predicted model, not a curated record. The transcript has 5 exons. The coding region runs from base 58 to 1416 and encodes 452 amino acids. Gene Ontology annotation, molecular function: DNA-binding transcription factor activity. Gene Ontology annotation, cellular component: nucleus.